AGGAAGAGAGGGAGAAAAAAGAGAGAAGUGGCGCCUAUCUAUAACAGACGUCGGCGCAUCGGGUGGAGCAGACGAAUCGAUUUCACCACCGACAAUGGCGGAUCGUCUUCAACCUCAACCUCUCAACACAAUUUCAAGGUAAAAUUUUCCCUUUUCUUUUCAAUUGACUCACUAUUCUAUGCUUAAUUAACUUCCAUAUCAUGGCCUGCAAAUCAAUUCCCAUUUUCUUCUUGUAUCUCUAUUUCUUUUCCCUUUUCAUUGAAUUGAAAUUCGCCCAGCACAUUUCCCCUCCUGAAAUUAUUUCAAAACAUUGUGAUGAUCGUUGGAUUCACAUCAGAAACCUCCCUUCUCGAUUCAAUCUUGAUCUCCUUUCCAAUUGUUCUGAAUACCCUAUUUUUGAUGAUUUUUGCCCUUAUUUGGCCAAUCACGGUCUUGGGCAUAAGACUUAUAAUCGAUCUCAUAGCUGGUAUAGGACUGAUUCUUCAAUGCUUGAACUCAUUUUUCAUCGCCGAAUGCUUGAAUAUCCUUGUUUAACUUCUGAUCCCAAUUCCGCUGAUGCCAUUUAUCUUCCUUAUUACACCUCCAUUGAUGCCCUGAGAUAUCUCUACGGUCCCGAAGUGAAUUCCAGCGCUGAGCAUGGCCUUGAGCUUUUUGAUUUCCUUAGCCGGAACCAGCCGGAAAUUUGGAAUCGCCGUCUUGGCCAUGACCAUUUCUUCGUCAUGGCGAGACCGGCUUGGGAUUUCUCUCAGCCAUUGGAGAAUGAUCCGCCGAUUUGGGGCACUUCGUUGUUGGAACUGCCUCAGUUUUUCAAUGUCACUGUGUUGACAUACGAGGGUAGAGCUUGGCCAUGGCAGGAGCAAGCAAUUCCUUAUCCCACUUCAUUCCACCCGCCCAAUCUUGCAUUCUUGGAGUCCUGGUUGCAGAGAGUUAAGCGAUCUAAACGUUCCACUUUGAUGUUGUUCGCUGGUGGGGGUGGCAUCUCGGCCACACCCAAUAUCCGCCGAAGCAUUCGGAUGGAAUGCCAGAGUGCCAAUGAUGACGAUGAUGUGACCAACUCCCGCGAUGGCAGUAAUAGGGAUGCCAGUCUAUAUUCAAAGUUGUGUGAAGUUGUGGAUUGCUCUAAUGGAAUAUGUGAGCACGAUCCUGUUAGGUACUUCCGGCCAAUGUUGCAGGCAACUUUCUGCUUGCAGCCACCUGGAGACAUCCCGACGCGGAGGUCAACUUUUGAUGGGAUCCUCGCAGGGUGCAUACCAGUGUUUUUCGAGGACCUCUCUGCGAAAUCUCAGUACAAAUGGCACUUGCCAGAGGAGGAGUUUGAGGAAUUUGCAGUGACAAUACCAAAAGAAGAUGUGGUGUUCAAGGGGAUAAAGAUUUUGGAUGUGUUGAUGGGAAUUCCAAAAGCGAGGAUUAGAAGGAUGAGAGAAAAAGUGAUAGAGUUGAUUCCUAGCGUGAUGUACAGAAAGCAUGGAAGUUCAUUAGGUUUAAGAACAAAGAAAGAUGCAGUUGAUAUAGCCAUUGAAGGAACACUGCAGAAGAUUGGUAUGAGAGUAAAAGAAUUGGAUUUAGAGUAACAGAAAGAUGCUAGUUCAAUAUUAUUCAUUGCUAUAGAGCUUUGUUCAUCUCUUUUUUUUUUUUUUUUUUUGGCUAAACUUAUGUAAUUAUCUUUUGUUUUAUUUGUUUUCCAUGAUUUGUGGAUAAGAAAAUUUCGAGUAAAAUUUUGAUAUUUAGAGCAGAAUUCUAAUGGAAAUUAAGGGAUGUAAGAAACAUAGGCCUUUAGGAAGCAAGGACUAUGAACUUUGUGCUACACGGUUCCUCUAACUUAGGAAGAAUGCAUCAUGACAUUCCAAACA
Cucumis melo (muskmelon) is the source of this 1850-nucleotide messenger RNA. Its product is annotated as probable xyloglucan galactosyltransferase GT19. The transcript has a single exon. The record is from RefSeq and is a predicted model, not a curated record. The coding region runs from base 201 to 1571 and encodes 456 amino acids. Gene Ontology annotation, molecular function: glycosyltransferase activity. NCBI's taxonomy places the organism in Eukaryota, Viridiplantae, Streptophyta, Magnoliopsida, Cucurbitales, Cucurbitaceae.